Messenger RNA from Salmo salar (Atlantic salmon), 3219 nucleotides. RefSeq lists its product as uncharacterized. The record is from RefSeq and is a predicted model, not a curated record. Gene Ontology annotation, molecular function: RNA polymerase II cis-regulatory region sequence-specific DNA binding; DNA-binding transcription activator activity, RNA polymerase II-specific. Gene Ontology annotation, biological process: regulation of transcription by RNA polymerase II. Gene Ontology annotation, cellular component: nucleus. Lineage: Eukaryota; Metazoa; Chordata; Actinopteri; Salmoniformes; Salmonidae.
ACUAUUAUUCUACAAUGUAGAAAAUGGUUAAAAAAAUAAAGAAAAACCCUUGAAUUAGUAGGUGUGUCCAAACUUUUGAUUGGUGCUGUACAUUUAUUUCUUUUAUAGACCUAGAUGCUUAUUUUGAUAUCAUCUGUCUGUUUGACUGAAUGAAUCAGAAAUUGCUUUAAAUGUAGAUGUUUAGUUUGUGUGAAGUUUGUUUUAAAUUCUCACUCAUUAAAAUUCCAAACUAAUAAAUCAACACAUGCUUCUUUAUACAUCUCAAUAUAACAUUAUUUAAUGAAAUACAUUUAAAAAAAUAAACUUACAUAAAAAAAUUUAAAUACAUAUUUUCCUUAACUGCGUUGUCUACUCCAGUCAGCAGAUGGCGAUCUUUCAGGUAAUGCUGCUGCGUGACGUAUAAUCUAGUGGACGGGACGCUUCCUCAACAACAGCAGCUAGUCAGCCACGUCGGUAGCUUGCUAGCCAACAUUGCCGAAACAUUCAAACUCUAUAUACACUUUCGAUGUAAAAUAGACACUUUGUUGUAAUUACACCUUUGUCGUAUAGGUAGUUACCCCCUUUACUUUCAUAUUUACGUUGCUAGUAACUAUCUGAAUAGCUAAAACAGCAUUAGCCUAGUGCUAGGCUAACAUCCCCAACCAUGAGCUCACUAAGCUACUUUCCCCCUGGUAAAGAAGAGGAGAAAGAAGAAGAGACUUUUAUAAAGAAAGUUAAGGGUGAGGCUGUUACAGUGAAAGAAGAAGAGACUGUUAAAAGAGAAGUAGAGGGUGAGGCUGUAACGGUGAAAGAAGAGACUGUUAAAAGAGAAGUAGAGGGUGAGGCUGUUACAGUGAAAGAAGAAGAGACUGUUAAAAGAGAAGUAGAGGGUGAGGCUGUAACGGUGAAAGAAGAGACUGUUAAAAGAGAAGUAGAGGGUGAGGCUGUUACUGUGAAAGAAGAAGAGACUGUUAAAAGAGAAGUAGAGGGUGAGGCUGUAACGGUGAAAGAAGAGACUGUUAAAAGAGAAGUAGAGGGUGAGGCUGUUACUGUGAAAGAAGAAGAGACUGUUAAAAGAGAAGUAGAGGGUGAGGCUGUAACGGUGAAAGAAGAGACUGUUAAAAGAGAAGUAGAGGGUGAGGCUGUUACUGUGAAAGAAGAAGAGACUGUUAAAAGAGAAGUAGAGGGUGAGGCUGUUACUGUGAAAGAAGAGGAAGAUGUUACUGUGAAAGAAGAGGAUGCAGUUGAAAGAGUGAAAGAGGAGGAGGAGGAGAUGACUGUCACGGUGGAAGAAGGAGAGGAGGAGGAGACAGGAGAUCGGAUUAACACAAUGAGACCAGACUCAGAGGAACCAGAGCCAGAGACGUCCAAUCCAACAAGACUACAUCACUGUUCCCAGUGUGGAAAGAGUUUUAGAUGGCUAUGGUGCCUGAAAAGACAUGAGAGAAUACACACAGGAGAAAAGCCUUACCAAUGCUCCCUGUGUGGAAAGAGUUUUACCCGGUCAGGUCAACUAAAAUUACAUCAGAGAACAAACACUGGAGAAAAGCUUUACCACUGCUCCCACUGCGGAAAUAAUUUUACCUGCUUAGCGAACCUGAAAGAACAUGAGAGAAUACAUACAGGAAAAAACCUAUACCGCUGCCUCCACUGUGGACAGAGUUUUACCCAAUCAGGGGACCUAAAGGAACAUGACAGAACACAUAUAGGAGAAAAGCCUCACCAAUGCUCCCAAUGUGGAAAGUUUUUUACGUGGUUACAGAGCCUGAAACAUCAUCAAAGAAUACACACAGGAGAAAAACCUUCAAAUACAGGAGAGGAGCCGUCACACACAGGAGAAAAAUCUUCACAUACAGGAGAGAAGCCUUACCACUGCUCUCAAUGUGGAAAGACUUUUAACUGGGAAGGACACCUGAAAUCACAUGAGAGAACUCACACUGGACAGAAGAUUUUCCAUUGCUCUCAUUGUUCAAUGACAUUUCCCCGGUUAGCGGCCUUGAAAUCACAUGAGAGAGUUGAGAGGCUAGUUUCUAAGUUAAAGUACUAAGCUAAAUGCUAAGAUAAAUGCUAAGCUAAGAAUGUGAGAUUUUGUGUUUUUGUUUAUGCCAUGAAAUCAACUUGGUUAAAGCUUAUUAUGGCUGAGGUUCUAAUAGAAGCGAAGCGCGCUUGACAGCUGGCAAUUAGACUUUUAAAAGUAAUUUUCCCAGUACUUUGUUGUCACACUCUCCAGAAUAAUUUAAAGAGUGAAGAAUAUGUUAUAAAAAAAUAAUAUCUUCACCUUUAAACUCUGAAUCAUUGACAGUUUACAGCCAGACUACAGAAAGAAAUAAGUCUAAUAAGGCCUAGUUAUGGGAGUGUUGGGAAUUUAGGUUGUUCGACCUCACAGAAAGAACUGGCUUCCAGCAAACAGUUAUGGCAAAGCUUUGUCCAAUUUCAAAUCAAAUCAAAAUGUGCCGAAUACAACAGGUGAAAUGCUUAUUUUACGAGCCCCUAACCAACAAUGCACUUAAAAAAAAUAUGAAUAAGAAUAAGAAAUAAAAGUGACAAGUAAUUAAAGAGCAGCAGUAAAAUAAUAAUAGUGAGACUAUAUACAGGGGGGUACCGGUACAGAGUCAAUGUGCGGGGGCACCGGUUAGUUGAGGUAAUUGAGGUAAUAUGUACAUGUAGGUAGGGUUAUUAAAAUGACUAUGCAUAGAUGAUAACAACAGAGAAUAGCAGCGGUGUAAAGGAGGAUGGGGGCGGGCAAUGCAAAUAGUCUGGGUAGCAUUUUGAUUAGAUGUUCAGGAGUCAUAUGGCUUGGGGGUAGAAGCUGUUUAGAAGCCUCUUGGACCUAGACUUGGCACUCCAGUACCGCUUGCCAUGCGGUAGCAGAGAGAACAGUCUAUGAUUAGGGUGGCUGGAGUCUUUGACAAUUUUUAGGGCCUUCUUCUGACACCGCCUGGUAUAGAGGUCCUGGAUGGCAGGAAGCUUGGCCCGGUGAUGUACUGGGCCGUACGCACUACCCUCUGUAGUGCCUUGCGGUCAGAUGCUGAGCAGUUGCCAUACCAGGCGGUGAUGCAACCAGUCAGGAUGCUCUCGAUGGUGCAGCUGUAGAACCUUUUUAGGAUCUGAGAACACAUGCCAAAUCUUUUCAGUCUCCUGAGGGGGAAUAGGUUUUGUUGUGCCCUCUUCACGACUGUAUUGUUUGAUAUGCAUACAUUCAUCCUAAAGGUAAAAUAAAAAAUCCUGUUCUCUGUUGUA